Gasterosteus aculeatus aculeatus (three-spined stickleback) is the source of this 1590-nucleotide messenger RNA. It is a transcript of the gene mpc2b, whose product is annotated as mitochondrial pyruvate carrier 2b. Gene Ontology annotation, cellular component: mitochondrial inner membrane. The record is from RefSeq and is a predicted model, not a curated record. Gene Ontology annotation, biological process: pyruvate import into mitochondria. NCBI's taxonomy places the organism in Eukaryota, Metazoa, Chordata, Actinopteri, Perciformes, Gasterosteidae.
CGUACGGAAAGUCACCUCGUCGCGUCGGUCAGUCAGAUGCUCCUUUGAAGCUAGCAGCGCGCUGGAGAUAGUGGUCCAGGUCCAAGGUCGAUAGUAGGACAGCAGCAUCCUCGCGCGGCGUUUAACCUUCACGCGACCUGCCUUUUAUUUAUCUUACAACUUACGCGCAUAUACACGGAGGCCGACGUUAACCAAAGCCGAGCGUACAGCGUGCUAACCAUUUAGCGAGCUAGCUUGAAGUUCCGCUCCGUGUCAUUACUUUAACCGGGACAUCAGACGUCACAGCGAUGGCUGCGCUGAGAGCGAACUACCACCGGAUCCUGGACAAGAUCGAGCUUAUGCUGCCCGCCAAGCUGAGACCUCUGUACAACCACCCGGCGGGUCCAAAAACCGUAUUCUUCUGGGCACCGGUGUUUAAAUGGGGGCUGGUUGGAGCCGGUUUGGCUGAUAUGACCCGACCGGCGGAGAAGCUCAGUACCUCCCAGUCUGCAGUGCUGACGGCCACAGGCCUGGUCUGGUCCAGAUACUCGUUAGUCAUAACCCCCAAGAACUGGAACCUGUUCUGUGUCAACUUCUUCCUCGGCAUCGCGGGAUCCUCCCAGCUCUACAGGAUCUGGAGGUACAAACAGGAUCAGAAGGCAGAAGUCCAAGUGGCUGCAGAGUCCUGAGUGCUUCUCCCCCAGUGGACUGAACGGAGACGUCACACAAAGCAGCCCCUUCCCAUCAUCUCCACACAUAGUCUCCAUAACAACCAUCCUUCGAUCACACUUUAAGCCUGUUGGGAAGGUGCACGUCUUCUCGAGUUUCAAACCUCCUCAGGGUGUAAGAGAGAAAACAAACAGAGCCUUCGUCAACAUAUACUCAAGAAUUAUCGCCACCAACACACAAGUAUUAGUUGUUUAACAACUUUUAUGAUUGUAAAUUCUUCCAUUUGUUUUAUCUCGUGCACUAGUUGGGAGGUUUUUUCUUCUUCGUCCAUCUUUAUACUUCAGGUGUAGCAAUCGGUACCUCGUGCAUUGAUUUCCAGAAGCGCGUAAGUCUUGGAUGUGUGUUGAACGCGGAAUGUUUCCAAAUUAAUCUUUAUUUACUUAUUUAUAAUCAGGUAACAGUUGUGGCGUCUGUAUCUCAAUGAUGAUUAAAUCAUUUAUAACCAUGGAAUAAUUUCUUCCAUUUGAAAUGCUUUAAUCUGUGAGUCAUAAUUAAUCAUUUGAUUCAUUUUUUGCUAACACUGUAUAGAAAGAUGCUGUUAAUUUCUGAUUGUGUGUCAGGAAAAUGUAAACCAAUGGCUUGUAUUUAGCCUGUGCAGCUUUUUAUUGAUUUAGUCAACAAAGCAAACACUGACCUGCCAACAGCUUUCAAAUUUUAGUUUUAAACAUUUUAAAAAUCAGUGCUUUUGGAAGUUAGUAGAAAUGUUUUAUAUUUUGUGUAGGAAUAGUUCUCAUUUACAUGUUGCCCUGACACGUUACCAACAUACUGUACCUCUUAGCAAUAAUUGCUGUCACUUUACAAUACUCCUUUAUCUGCCGACUGUUUGAACAAAUGGAACUUUGAUGGUCGUCAAAGAUUAAUAAAUCCUGUUUAACACCUGCA